This is a messenger RNA of Lichtheimia ornata, 1224 nucleotides long. RefSeq lists its product as uncharacterized. The record is from RefSeq and is a predicted model, not a curated record. Lineage: Eukaryota; Fungi; Mucoromycota; Mucoromycetes; Mucorales; Lichtheimiaceae. The coding region runs from base 1 to 1224 and encodes 407 amino acids. The transcript has 8 exons.
AUGUCCUCGAAGGUAGCUACACUUACGUUUGCUUUAACUGUCAUCUUCUGCUUGAACAAUCGUGAUGAUCCUAAAGCAGAGCACCAACAGCGUUGUGCGGUGGAAAUAGCAACCAGAACCAUCAAGCAAGCUAGAGAAUGCUAUGGUCAUAGCGUGUUUAAUGAUGCGUUUUUAGCAGUGCUUCGAGAGGAUCAUACCACCAUUACGAGCACCCACGAUUACGAAAAUGAAGCAUCAUCAAGCCAUCAUGAAGCUGGAGCUGUCGAUGUAAUGGAUGUGGAUGAAGAUAUCGACGUGGAGCGUGCUGAGAAUGAAGAAGAUCCGCAACAAAAUGUUGACAGAAAUGAUGAAGAUGGUGAUCAAAACGAUGAAGGAAGCUUCAGCCCUCAUAUGCAAACCGAUCCUGCUCCUCAAUGGGAUCAUGAAGAUAUAUGGAAUCAGCUUAUGUUUCCCGGUAUCUUGAUGAGGUCUUUUCGCAUUCAAACACUGAAACGAUCCUCAAACAUGUUGCUCCGCAUCUCAAACAAGCUGCUACCGAGCAAAGAAGGCCCUUCGGGAUUUUUAUCCGAUCAAGCCAAAGUCGUAUCCAGUGUGUCAAAAUGGGUACAAAUGCGCCUAAGCAAACAAUCGAGUAUCUACUCUUUGCGUGAUCAGCUCGAACUAGUUGUUAGGGAUGAUGAAGCACGUGAUCUUUUGAAAUAUGGGCAACAUUAUUCGGCGAAUGACGUGACGGCAUCAUCCGUUCAAACGCAGCAGCCACUCUAUGAUGCUCGUUCACGCGAUAAUUUUGGAUUUUUACCGAAGUCCGAUAUCAUCAAAAAGAACAUGUUGCAAAUAUGUGUUACUCCUGGUCCCAGGACUGUCGAUGCAAUUAGCUUUUUGGAACCAGUUCUCGAGGAGUUGGAAUCAAUCGCCACUGACGGCUUUCAUGUUCAAGUUGGUAGUAGCAUGUUACGCGUCAAGGCACACUUGGUGCUUGUGGGUGGCGACAUGCCAGCAGCUUCAAAAAUGGCAGGGCUUAUAGACCAUACUGGAUAUCACGGAUGCCGUUUUUGUUACAUUAAAGGAAAACACAAUGGCAGUGCAGUGAUAUUUCCUCCUGAACAGGUGGAAUCUGAUAUGAGAGAACCGCCAUGUUUAAAGCUUUACGUUCUUCUAUUGGUCAACGUCGCCCCAGUCCAUUCGCAACGCUUCCUAGCUUCCAUGGCUACACAUUUUCCCUGA